AUGACCGGAACGAUCGCACUUCAACGGCCCGUCGUCGAUACGUCCAAUCUAACCGUCGACACGACAGGAACAACUGCACCUCAACUACCCAUCAUCGAUAUGUCAAGUUCGAUCAUUGACACGACUGGAACAACCGCACCUCAACUAUCCGUCAUCAAUAUGUCCAGUCCGCCCGUCGACACGUCCGGUCCGACCGUCCGUAGACACGACCGGAACAACCGCACCUUAACUACUCGUCAUCGAUAUGUCCAGUUCGACCCUCGACACGUCCGAGCCGACCAUCGUCACGACGGCAUCUCAACGUCCCGUCGUCGACACGUCCUGUCCGACCGUCAACAUGACCGGAACGAUCGCACUUCAACGGCCCGUCGUCGAUACGUCCAAUCUGACCGUCGACACGACAGGAACAACCGCACCUCAACCACCCAUCAUCGAUAUGUCAAGUUCGAUCGUCGACACGUCCGGAACAACCGCACCAUAACUAUUCGUCAUCGAUAUGUCCAGUUCGACGGUCGACACGUCCGAGCCGACCGUCGUCACGACCGCAUCUCAACGUCCCGUCCGACCGCCAACAUGACCGGAACGAUCGCACUUCAACGUCCCGUCGACGACACGUCCUGUCCGACCGUCAACAUGACCGCGAUCGCACUUCAACGGCCCAUCGUCGACACGUCCUGUCCGACCGCCAACAUGACCGGAACGAUCGCACUUCAACGUCCCGUCGUCGACACGUCCUGUACGACCGUCAACAUGACCGGAACGAUCGCACUUCAACGGCCCAUCGUCGACACGUCCUGUCCGACCGUCAACAUGACCGGAACGACCGCACCUCAACGUCCCGUGGUCGACACGUCCUGUCCGACCGUCAACAUGACCGGAACGAUCGCACUUCAACGGCCCAUCGUCGACACGUCCUGUCCGACCGCCAACAUGACCGGAACGAUCGCACUUCAACGUCCCGUCGUCGACACGUCCUGUACGACCGUCAACAUGACCGGAACGAUCGCACUUCAACGGCCCAUCGUCGACACGUCCUGUCCGACCGUCAACAUGACCGGAACGACCGCACCUCAACGUCCCGUGGUCGACACGUCCUGUCCGACCGUCAACAUGACCGGAACGAUCGCACUUCAACGGCCCGUCGUCGACACGUCCAGCGCAACCGGAACGACCGCACCUCAACGUCCCGUCGUCGACACGUCCUGUCCGACCGCCAACAUGACCGGAACGAUCGCACUUCAACGGCCUAUCGUCGACACGUGUAGUCCGACCACACUUCAAUUACCUGACCUCAAAACCCGUCCAAUGAUCCAACCGACCGACAAUCAACUUAUCUACCAAUGGCUUCACAAAAGAUUAGCCGAUCAGUCUACCCGAACCUGA
Messenger RNA from Acanthosepion pharaonis, 1383 nucleotides. Lineage: Eukaryota; Metazoa; Mollusca; Cephalopoda; Sepiida; Sepiidae. The record is from the annotation of a GenBank genome assembly.